UCAGUUCAAAGGCAUAACUUGCAAAAUUGAUUAAUUCCUCCCAAAAAUUGAAGUUCAUUUUCUUUCUUUCUUUUUUUAGCCACUUACUAUUAAGUGGUUUUUUUUAAGUUUUUUUAAUUUUUUUUCCAAAGAAAGGUGGUUGUUCUAAUUUCUAGUUCAUUUCAAGGAAUCAAGAAUCAUGGGAAAUUGCAUUAGGUCAAGUUCAAGAAAGCAACAUGAAGAGGAUGAGAUUGAACAAGAACAAAUUCAAGAUUAUUUUGGUGAAAAAAAUAGUAAUAAUGAUUUCAAUAAGGGUAGUGGUGUUAAGGUUAAGAUAGUGCUUACAAAGGAGGAAUUAGAAUGGUUGAUGUUUAAGAUCGAGGGUAAUAUUGAACAAGGAAAGAAAUUAGAGGAUUUUUUGCAAGAAAUUGAAAGAGAAAGGGUGAAAGGCAAACUUAAAGCAUGGAAGCCUUGUUUAGAAAGUAUCAAGGAGAGCCCUGAAAUGGAGAGAUGAAUUUAUUAUCACCCCUACAGUUUUAGUAUUUUUUAAUCAUAUGUCCUCUUUUAUUGAGGUUUUUUGGUUUGGGAAUUAUCUUUGAGAAUUACCCAAAUUUUAGAAAUUCACAUUUGAUGCAGUUUCUAUUGAACUGAUAUUUGCAUUGAUUUUUCUCUUCCUGAUCUAAUAUUAUAUAUUUGUAAAAUUUAAUAUUUGAUACUUAAUAAUUAGGAAGAUGCUAUAUUUACAAUAGAGACUGAUUUAGUUUUAAACAGUGUGAAGCAUAUGCGCCAAUUUAGCUCUAUAAAAGUAAUUAAGGUUAUGGCUUCUGCUAAUAUGCCAUAAAGAACAUAUUCCUCAAGUUAAUUGAAAAGUAAGGUUUGUAUUGUAUUUUAAAUUACAUGUGUUUUGUGUUUAAUGUUUUUAUGUUUAGUCUCUCUUUUUUACUCUAUCA
Molecule: messenger RNA, 929 nt
Organism: Mercurialis annua (annual mercury)
Lineage: Eukaryota; Viridiplantae; Streptophyta; Magnoliopsida; Malpighiales; Euphorbiaceae
Exons: 1
Coding region: 179-493 (104 amino acids)
Source: RefSeq, a predicted model, not a curated record